AUGCAGUUACUGCUCCUAAUUCUCGUAUUAACUAUUUCGAUUUCCGAAGGUGGAAAACUGGGUCGUCUACAAUCUGUGGCGGUAAGUGGUCAAGUGAAAUGCGAAGGAAAACCAGCAGUGGGAGUACGAGUCGACUUGAUGGAGUCAGACAAUAACAUGGAAGAAAGUGGAAUAAUUGAUGAUGAUGAUUUCAUGAGUUAUGCAGUUACGGAUGAGUUGGGAAACUUCAAUAUGAGUGGAUCGGAAGUUGAGAUAUCUGGGAUUGAGCCGUAUAUCAAUAUCUUUCAUAAAUGUGAUGAUGGACUGUCGCCUUGCCAACGAGUGCUUCGUAUCAACAUCCCAAAAUCAGCUACAAUUUGGGGUGACACUCCAACAGAGCUCUUCUCAAUUGGAAUUUUCGAAUUGGCUGGAAAAGUGAUUGGAGAGCGAAGAAGUUGUGCCUACCGGAAUCUAACAUCAACUUCUAUUUAA
Molecule: messenger RNA, 471 nt
Organism: Caenorhabditis remanei
Lineage: Eukaryota; Metazoa; Nematoda; Chromadorea; Rhabditida; Rhabditidae
Exons: 4
Coding region: 1-471 (156 amino acids)
Cellular component (GO): cell surface
Source: RefSeq, a predicted model, not a curated record